AUGGCUGCUACGCUCAAGCACCUCAAGGUGAACCCUAAAGAAGCUCAUCAGAGCACUGUGAUUUUCUUACAUGGACUCGGCGAUAGUGGUCACGGCUGGCUGCCCGUCGCCAAGAUGCUCUGGUCUUCUUUUCCCAAUACAAAAUGGAUUCUGCCCCAUGCCCCUUCCAUGCCUGUCACACUGAACGGCGGCAUGUCCAUGCCAGCCUGGUUCGACUUGCACAACCUCUCCAACCUCACCGACUCAUCGUACGACGACGAGCGCGGCCUCCUCGCGUCCGUCGCGGCGGUCGACCAGCUCGUGCAGGCCGAAGUGGACGCUGGGAUCCCAGAGCACAAGGUCAUUGUCGGCGGGUUCAGCCAGGGCGGGGCGGUGGCGGCGUUGAGCGGGCUGACGGGGGGAAGGGCGCUGGGCGGGGUCGUGGUGCUUAGUAGUUGGGUGGUGUUGAGUCACAAGAUACAGGAGAUGACUAAAGCCGGGGCUAAGGAUAUACCGAUGUUCUGGGGACAUGGGAGGGAGGACCCCGUGGUACAAUAUCAGUACGGCGCCAAGUCUGUCGAGCUGCUAGGCAAGCUCGGCUUCCCUUCUGUACCCAAGGGCAGAACCUUUGCUCGCCCCGGACUCCGGUUCGAGAGUUAUAACGGUAUGGGCCACUCGAGCUCGCCGGAAGAGAUUGAAGAUCUGAAGAAGUGGUUGAUGGAGGCGUUGAAGUAG
Dioszegia hungarica is the source of this 714-nucleotide messenger RNA. RefSeq names its product Phospholipase/carboxylesterase/thioesterase. Gene Ontology annotation, molecular function: palmitoyl-(protein) hydrolase activity; carboxylic ester hydrolase activity. Gene Ontology annotation, biological process: protein depalmitoylation. The record is from RefSeq and is a predicted model, not a curated record. The coding region runs from base 1 to 714 and encodes 237 amino acids. Gene Ontology annotation, cellular component: cytoplasm. The transcript is spliced from 6 exons. Lineage: Eukaryota; Fungi; Basidiomycota; Tremellomycetes; Tremellales; Bulleribasidiaceae.